Messenger RNA from Plasmodium gallinaceum, 4113 nucleotides. RefSeq names its product conserved Plasmodium protein, unknown function. The transcript has a single exon. The coding region runs from base 1 to 4113 and encodes 1370 amino acids. The record is from RefSeq and is a predicted model, not a curated record. Lineage: Eukaryota; Apicomplexa; Aconoidasida; Haemosporida; Plasmodiidae.
AUGAAGUUAAUUAAAUUUAAAGAUUCUCAUAAAAGGAAAAUAGUUUUAAGUAAAAAAAAAAAAAAAAUAAAUAAUAAUUUUGACAUGCAAAAGGAAGAAGAGAAAAAAGAAUACAAUAAUUACGUUACAACAAAUAGAAGAAGCACUAGACUAAUACAUCUAAAUUAUGAAAGAACAAUCUUAGAAAAAAAAAAUAAAUAUAAUAAAAAUGAAAAACAAAGUGAUAAAAAGAAACAUUUGAAUAAUGGUAAAAUGAAUGAUUCUGUAAGUAAUUAUAAAAAGGGAGAAUUAUCAAAUCGCAAUAAAGAUGAGACAUCAAAUAACAAUAAGGAAAAACCAUCAAAAAAUAAUAAAAGAAAAACGUUCAAUAAAAGUAAUGGAAUUUUGUCUAUUAGAAAGAAAAAAAAUAUAUUAGAAAGUAAUAAAAGAAAUGUAUUAAAUAAUAAUAAAAUAAAAACAGUAAGCGAUAGUAAAGAAAAAAUUCAAAAUGACAAUAAUAAAAAAAGGAAAGUAAAAAUUGAUAAAAAAAAAGAAAUCAAUUAUACCAAUAAUAGAAUAAAAAAACAAAUGAGAAAUAAAUCAAAAAGCAAAAAAAUAAACAAAAAAAUAAUUGAUAAAAAAGCAACGAGUAAAAAAAUUAGUAAGAAAAAAGUCAUACGCAAAGACCUCUUGAAUUUGAAAAGCAGUAAUACAAAAUAUUUUAGAGAUUCAAAAAAUAAUAUUCAAAAAAAAUAUUCAAAAAAAGUAAAUUCUGGAGUUUUAUUAAAUAAAGGAGAAAUCAAUGUAAGUUGUUUAUCUAAAUUUAAAAUAAAAAAAAAAAAUGUUUAUGAUGAUAGAGUUAAAAUAUUAAAUAAAGAUAAAAAUGUAUUGCAAAAAUGUGAUAUUAUUACAAAUACAGAUUUAAGUAAAAAAAUUAAAAAAUCCAAUGAUUGUUUUUUGGAAGAUAAUUUCUUACAGAAAAAACUAAAAAAAAGAAAAUUAACAACAGUAACUAAUAAUAAUAGUAAUAAUAAAAUUAAAGAAAUAAAUAAAUUCAUAAAAGAAUUUAUAAAAAACAAUAAUUUAAAUAAAAAUUAUUUACAUAAUAAUAAAUACAACAUAUAUAGCCAUGGUAAAGGAAAUGUAUUUUACUAUUUAGAAAGAAUAAAUUAUAAUAAAGAAAAAAAAAGUACAAAUAAUAAAAUAAAGUUAAAUGUUAUAUCAGAAAUAAUAAAAAUAAAAAAGAAAAAAUUUAUAAUAGGUUCAUCAAAUAAGAAAUGUGAUUUAGUUUUGAAAGGGAAUAUUGAAAGUGAACAAUGCGAAUUAAUAUGUAAAUGUGUAGAAAAAAAUAUAAAUAAGUCUAAUGAUAAGGAUAGACAAAUAAAUAAAUAUAAUUUAUUUAUUAUUAAUAAGUCAUCUAGUAAUAGUACAAUAUUAAAUGAUUCUAUUGUAAAUUUAGAACAGAUAAAAGAUGAAGACAAUAUAUUUUUAGGAAUAGACAAUAUAUAUAAUAAAAAUAAUGCUAAAUAUAUAUAUAAAGUAAAAUAUAAUAAAACCGCUAAUAUUUUUAAUUCAAAUAAUUUAUAUAAUUAUAAAGAUGAUAAUGCAAAUAUUACAUCUGAUAAAAAAGAAAAAGGGAGAGUAAGUAAAAUAGUGUCAAGCAAUUUUUCCUUAAAUAAUCAAAAUGGAAGAAUAACAAAUUCUCUAGAAAAAGAAGAAUCCAAUAUAACUAUAUUAAUAUUUCUUAUAAUUGAAAAUAAUUAUAUUUUAAAUGAACCAGUACAUCAUAUAAAUUAUGUAAAUUGCUUUUCUAUUUUAAAUAACACUCCUAAAAAAAUUUUAGAAAAUGAAAAACCUUCAAAAAAUACUCCAUCUGUUAGUAAAAUGUUAAAAGAAGAUUCUCCUAAUACCAAAUUUAAUGAAAGUUUUCAAAAGAUUAAUAGUAUUUGUCAGAGUAGAAUAUCCCCACUAGGUAUAAAAGACUCAAUUAAAAAAGAAGAAAAAAUAAAAAGAAUCUUAAAACAUUCAGAUUAUUCUAAGGAACUUCCAGUAACAUUACUAAAUGCUUGUGCUGAAUUAUGUAAAGAAAUAAAUAAAAGUGUAUCAAAAGAUAAUCCUAAAUUAAGCAAUUCUAUUCAUAAAAGUACCCUCUCUAUGAAUAAUAGCUUUACACCACCAAAUUACAUUAAUCAUUCUAAUAAAAAAGAAAACAAAAAUGAUCAAUAUUUAGAAAAAGAUCAGAGUCAUUUAUAUGGCAUAAAAAAUAUGAAUAACAUAUAUAAUAUAUUCCAUAGUAAUUUUAACAGUAAUAAUUAUAAUGAGAAAAAAGGUGAGGAUAACAAUAGAAUUGAUAAUAAUUGUAAUAAUAAUGAAAUUAAUUCUAAUAAAGACGAAGGAAAUUAUAAUAAUAAAUUUAACACUGAUCAUCAUUAUAAUAGUUGUAAAGAUAAUAGUAAUAAUAAUAAUAAUGAAAACAAUAAUAAUAAUAAUGAAAACAAUAAUAAUAAUAAUGAAAGCAAUAAUAAUAAUAAUGAAAGUAAUAAUAAUAAUAAUAAUAAUAAUAAUAAUAAUAAUGAAAACAAAAAUGAAUAUAGUAAUAAUAAUGAAGGCAAUAAUAAUAAUGAAAACAAAAAUGAAUAUAGUAAUAAUAAUGAAAACAAAAAUGAAUAUAGUAAUAAUAAUGAAGGCAAUAAUAAUAAUGAAAACAAAAAUGAAUAUAGUAAUAAUAAUGAAAGCAAUAAUAAUAAUAAUAAUGAAGACAAAAAUGAAUAUAAUAAUAAUAAUGAAAACAAAAAUGAAUAUAAUAAUAAUAAUGAAAGCAAUAAUAAUAAUAAUGAAAGCAAUAAUAAUAAUAAUGAAAACAAAAAUGAAUAUAAUAAUAAUAAUGAAAGCAAUAAUAAUAAUAAUGAAAACAAAAAUGAAUAUAAUAAUAAUAAUGAAAGCAGUAAUAAUAAUAAUGAAAACAAAAAUGAAUAUAGUAAUAAUAAUGAAAACAAUAAUAAUAAUAAUAAUAACGAAAACAAAAAUGAAUAUAGUAAUAAUAAUGAAAGCAAUAAUAAUAAUAAUAAUGAAAACAAAAAUGAAUAUAAUAAUAAUAAUGAAAGCAAUAAUAAUAAUAAUGAAAACAAAAAUGAAUAUAGUAAUAAUAAUGAAAACAAAAAUGAAUAUAAUAAUAAUAAUAAUAGCAAUGAUUUUAAAACAAUAAAAAGUCUAAAUGUCUAUAAUGAAAGUAUUUUAAAUGAUAAAAUAGAUAUUAAUGUAUAUGAAGAAAAAAAAGUUAGUUUGAACAUUGAUGAAAAUAUAAAAUUUUCACAAAAUAAUAAUACUGUUAUACAAGAAAAUAACUUUAUAGAUAAAACAUCAUUAAAAGGUAAAAACGAAGGAGGUGUAAAUAGCGAAAUGAAUUAUGUGAAUAAAAAUUGUGAUGAACAUAAUAGUGUUCAUUUACAGCCGACUGAUUUAUAUUAUAAAGUAAAUUAUGAAGAUAUAUAUUUUAAAAAAAACACGAAAGCUGAAGAAAAAGACGAGUCAUAUAUUGAUAUGGAUGAUAAUUUAUAUGUAUCACCAGUAAAAAAUGGGAUAAUCAUAAAUAGUAAUAAAUCUGUAUUUUAUGAUUGUAAGGAAGAAAAAGUUGGUGAUUUAACUCCUCAUAAAAAUAAAAAUAAAGAAUAUUUAAAACCUUAUGAACCCAAUGAAUUUUUAAAAACUUCUCAAAAAAAUUUAUUUUCAUUUUUAUAUUCAAAAAAUAACGAAAACAUCUCAAACAAUAAUUUUAUUUUAUGUUUGAAAAACGAAGAAGGAAAGGAAAAAUAUGUAAAAGUAAUAGGAGAAAUAAAAGUGAAAAGAAAUGCUAAUUUUUCAAAUAUAAAGCAUAACAUAGAUGUAAAACUAUUGGAUAAAACAAUUGAAUUUAAAACUUUAAAUAAUAAAAAUGAUUUUAAGUAUGAAGAUAUAUCGACAAAAAAAUAUUCUAUCCAUUUGAAUGCUUUUUCUGAUAAAUUAGAUGAAACAAAAUUUAAUGAAUUUUCUGCAUUACAUUUGGAUUAUAUUGACAACACUAAUUUUUCAGAUUUAGAUACACUAGAAUCAUUUGAAUUGAAAAAAAUGUUAUUUAUAAAAUAUGAAGAUCAGUGA